UCAUCCUUUUCCAUAUAUAUAGCAGGAAGCAAAACAAGUAUGUUGUAUUGUAAAACGUCAUGGCAUAAUUUUCACUUCAUUCAUGCCGUGACCAUCUGUGUAUCGUGCAGUUUUCGUUUCGGUGUAACUUGAUUGUUCCAAACAGGCGCGAAACGUGAAAUUAAAGAUUUAGAAUAAUUAAAACUUUAUCGACAAAAUAAAGUUAUUUUAAUUAUCAACAAUCAUGGCAAUUGAUAAAGGUUUCAUAAAUGUUAUAGUACUAAGUUUUGGUUUCAUGAUGGUGUUUACGGCCUUUCAAACUAUGAGUAACAUCGAGCAAACUGUCCUAGCGAGUAUAAGAAAGGAUGAUCCUAGUUUCAACGCUGAUGCAUAUACCAGUUUGGCGAUUUUGUAUGCUGUUUUCGCUAUUUGCAACUGGUUAGCACCAUCAUACAUAUCAUUGACGGGCCCUAGAGUCGCCAUAGUAACCGGUUGUUGCUGUUACGUUCUCUUCAUAGCGUCCUUUUUAUGGCCACAUCCGGCUUUUCUCUAUACUGUAUCAGCUAUUCUCGGAGCUGGUGCAGCUUUUAUAUGGACAGGACAUGGGCAAUAUCUUACGGAAAAUAGCGACAAUGAAACAAUGUCAAGGAAUGCCGGUUUGUUUUGGGCUAUAUUUCAAUCAUCUCUCUUUAUCGGCAACCUUUUCGUUUAUUUUAUGUUUACAAACGAACAUAUAGAACAAUCGGUACGACAAACCGUAUUCAUCGUACUGAUUGGUUUAGCAGUUUUUGGUACGAUAAUUUUAUCAUUGUUAAGAAAAAUUCCUCAGAGAUUUGCUCUGGGAGAAGCCGAAGGAGUAUCCAGCGCUGACAAAGAACUUCAUAUACCCGAGCCAGCGAAAGAGAAACCUCUUUUAGCAGCUUGGUGUGCUUUGAGAGACGCAUUUUCUCUUUUCGUUACACCAAGGAUGAUUUUUCUAUCCUUUACAUUCGUUUAUACGGGUCUACAGUUGACUUUCUUUUCCGGUGUAUAUGCUACUAGUAUAGGUUUCACAAAAGCUAUGGGUGAGUCACGUAAAAGAUUGAUCGGUUUAUCGGGAAUAUUUGUAGGAAUCGGCGAAGUUGUUGGAGGUACCUUGUUCGGUAUUUUCGCAUCUAAAGUAUCAAAUAUUUGCAGUGGUUCACCCGUUGUUAUCAUUGGCUGCAUUACUCAUCUAUUUGCUUUUAUUAGUAUAUUUUUGAAUUUACCUAAUUCAGCAUCCUUUAUUGAUACGGAUGAGAAAGGUUUUAUAGAACCCUCUCCUAUUCUUGCUAUGGCAGGAAGCCUUGCAUUGGGUUUUGGCGAUGCUUGCUUCAACACUCAGGUUUAUUCCUUACUCGGUGUUUUGUUCGCAAUAGAGAGUGCAUCUGCAUUUGCUCUAUUUAAAUUUUGUCAAUCGGUAGCCGCAGCAGUCAGCUUUGCUUACAGUAGCAAAAUUGGUUUACAUCUUCAAUUAUUUAUAUUGCUCGUUUCUAUUAUUAUCGGAACAACUACGUUCGUUAUAGUCGAACGAAAAGCGCGAAAUUGUUUAAACGAGAAUCAACCUGACAUCGAUCCAGCGAUUGUCGAAGGACAAAGUAUAGAUGAUUGAAGAAAUUAUUUUUAUAGAAAAUAUUCGAUCAAUCGGUGCAAUUUUAAAUGAUCGUUUUACCACGAUCGAAUUAUUUUAUGCGAUAUCCUUAUGAUCACUUUUUUUAAUCAGAAAAGAAAAAAUAUCGAAAUUAAUACAAAUUUUGACAAUAAUCGUUUUAUUAUAGUUAUGAAUCAACAAUGGCUGUGUCGAUGAAGACGUUACAUUUGUAAAUACGUGAGUU
Polistes canadensis is the source of this 1832-nucleotide messenger RNA. Its product is annotated as UNC93-like protein MFSD11. The transcript has 2 exons. The coding region runs from base 224 to 1609 and encodes 461 amino acids. The record is from RefSeq and is a predicted model, not a curated record. NCBI's taxonomy places the organism in Eukaryota, Metazoa, Arthropoda, Insecta, Hymenoptera, Vespidae.